This is a messenger RNA of Centruroides sculpturatus (bark scorpion), 1017 nucleotides long. RefSeq names its product netrin receptor UNC5C-like. The transcript has 3 exons. Bases 124 to 1017 code for a protein of 297 amino acids. The record is from RefSeq and is a predicted model, not a curated record. Lineage: Eukaryota; Metazoa; Arthropoda; Arachnida; Scorpiones; Buthidae.
CUGCUGUCAGCGUCGUAACUGGCCCAUGACGGCCACCAUAACAUAUAACAUCCCACUCGUGGCUGCACUAGGAGCCGUUUCGUGUGGCCGAUCAGUAACUAGCCGUACCUGAGAAGAUUUGCCAUGGAUGUCGUAUUUGAUGUCGCAGUGUUGACGUCUGCUGCCAGAUUAGGCUUAUGUAGGAGAGAUAGUGGUUUACUCCUCGAACCACUCCCAAUUCAAGAUAGCGAGCCAUCGACCACACCAAUGUUUUUGGAAGAGCCACAAGAUACUUAUGCCCUCCGAAAUUGUGCUGCAAGAUUAUGGUGCAAAGCUCGUCAUGCCCUCCAUGUUUAUUAUCUCUGCAACAGUAAAGAAAUGCAUCACGCAAAUGAACAGCAAUACAUCGAUCCCACGACAGGAAUAUCACAAGUAGAAGUCAGCCUUGACAUCAGUAGAGAUGAAGUGGAUGAGUAUUUCGAUUUGUACACGUGUUUCUGUCAUGCUUGGUCUUCUACCAGUAAAAUUAAGAGCAGAAAAGCCAUCGUUAGAGCUUCCUACUUGAAAAAAAUCUUCAUCAAUCAGCCUUUGAGUACCAGCGUUGAGAUUGAUGGUCGGGUUUCUCUCCAGUGUUUACCACCCGACGGUGUACUGACUCCAGAAAUGUUCUGGCUUAAGAACGGGGAGCAGAUCGACACGUACAAAGAUCCUAAUUUUAUUAUUUCCAACNACUGGAUUAUUGGACCAAUUAGUAAUAUUAUGCUUCUANUGGGUAAUUACACUUGCGGUGUGAGAAACUUGGCCAAUCAAAGACUCAUCGAAACUGCCGUUUUGACCGUAUACGUUAAUGGAGAAUGGUCAUCGUGGAGCCCUUGGAACGAGUGCAGUGUUAGGUGCGGUCGUGGAAUUCAAACGAGACAUCGACUCUGCACCAAUCCUGCCCCAUUAAAUGGAGGAGAACAGUGCCUAGGUGAUGCCACACAAAGGAUCGACUGCACCAAUUUGUGCCCUCCUGAAGACGGUCAAUGGACGAGUUGA